Staurois parvus is the source of this 337-nucleotide messenger RNA. NCBI's taxonomy places the organism in Eukaryota, Metazoa, Chordata, Amphibia, Anura, Ranidae. The record is from the annotation of a GenBank genome assembly.
UAUAGUGAAUGCAGGGUCCGGGGAGAGCAGAUAUAGUGAAUGCAGGGUCUGGGGAGAGCAGAUAUAGUGAAUGCAGGGUCUGGGGAGAGCGGAUAUAGUGAAUGCAGGGUCUGAGGAGAGCGGAUAUAGUGAAUGCAGGGUCCAGGGAGAGCGGAUAUAGUGAAUGCAGGGUCCGGGGAGAGCGGAUAUAGUGAAUGCAGGGUCCGGGGAGACAGGAUAUAGUGAAUGCAGGGGUCUGGGGAGAGCGGAUAUAGUGAAUGCAGGGUCCGGGGAGACCGGAUAUAGUGAAUGCGGGGUCCGGGGAGAGCGGGAUAUAGUGAAUGCAGGGUCCGGGGAG